AUGGCGUCAAUUAGCCGGCUGUUCACGCUGGCUCUGUGGAUCGGUCUCCUGACCCCCAUCUACAUGCUCCUCGAGAAGAACCUGGAGAAGUUCUACAUCUUCGACCAUGAGCAUCUGCACGAUCUCUCGAAGCGCGCGAUCGCCGCGCACGGUAACGACACUCGGUCUGUGGUCAACUACAUUGUGACCGAGCUCAAUGGCAUCGUUCCCAAGCACGUUAACCUCGACGAGGAAUGGGUCUUCAACAACGCCGGUGGUGCUAUGGGUGCCAUGUACAUUAUCCACGCCAGUAUCACUGAGUACCUCAUCGUCUUCGGUACCGCCAUUGGAACUGAGGGUCACUCCGGCCGUCACACCGCCGACGACUACUUCAACAUCCUCUACGGAACACAGCUCGCUUACGUGCCCGGCGAGUACAAGCCUGAGGUCUACCCUCAGGGCAGUGUUCACCACCUCCACCGCGGCGAUGUCAAGCAGUACAAGAUGGACGAGGGUUGCUUCGCGCUCGAGUACGCCCGCGGCUGGAUCCCUCCCAUGCUGUUCUUCGGUUUCGCGGACGGCCUGUCCAGCACGCUUGACUUCCCCACCUUGUGGACGACUACGCGCAUUACCGGUCGUGAGAUGAUUUCCAACUUGCUGAAGGGCAAGUUCUAA
Molecule: messenger RNA, 654 nt
Organism: Colletotrichum truncatum
Lineage: Eukaryota; Fungi; Ascomycota; Sordariomycetes; Glomerellales; Glomerellaceae
Product: C-8 sterol isomerase
Biological process (GO): ergosterol biosynthetic process
Cellular component (GO): endoplasmic reticulum
Source: RefSeq, a predicted model, not a curated record